Psylliodes chrysocephalus is the source of this 747-nucleotide messenger RNA. The record is from the annotation of a GenBank genome assembly. NCBI's taxonomy places the organism in Eukaryota, Metazoa, Arthropoda, Insecta, Coleoptera, Chrysomelidae.
CUCAUAAUGUUUUCGUUGCUGGUUUGUUUUUUGGUAUUCGGUGCCACUAGUGCCACUAGUGCUACUGGUGUCAUCCAUAGACCAAGCUAUUUGGUGCCUUGUUCUAAAAGAGGCAAUUUUAGCGAAUGUGCAAUGAAGCAUGCCGUAGCAGCCAUACCAUUUAUGCUUAAAGGCGACAGAAGAUUAGGAUUGCCUACGUUUACCCCGUUGAAGAUAUCCAAGAUUGAAGUAAAAGGCACCAACGGUUUCAGAGUACUUUUAAAAGAUCUAAACGUAUAUGGAUUGGAAAAUGUAAAACCUUUAAACAUAAAGGUCGACUUUGAAAAUCGAAGGGCACAAGUUCUAAGCACAGUUCCAAAGCUUGUUGUUUUAGGUGACUAUGAGGUUGGUGGAAAUAUAAUGAUAUUUGCUUUAAAUGGACACGGACCUGUCAAUUUAACAUUUACCAAUGGUAUCUAUGAGUAUGGAUUUGAAUGGAAAACAGAGAUAAGAGAUGGCUUGGAAUAUGGUCAAAUAACUAACAGCAAUUUUGAUUAUAACCUAAAAUCUGUAAAAUACAAUUUCGACAAUAUUAUUAAUAAUGAUAAAGCAUUAAGUGAACAGGUAAACAAAAUUCUCAACUUAAAUUGGGAAAUCGUCAACGAAGAUAUAAAACCAUCUAUUUGCGACACCCUUUUAUUUAUCCACAAUGAAAUGUUUAAGAAGAUUUUCACCCAAGUGCCGUUUAGAGAACUGUUUUUAGAUUAA